AUGUCAACUGUGAACAUACUUUUACUAUCAACAGAGUACUUCGCAUACAGGAUUUGUUUAGCAAAUGGUACAUGGCUCGCCAAUUGGACAAACUACAGCGCAUGUUCUGAAGGCUACUCUGAUACAUAUCUCAAGGAUAUGAGUGAGAUCCACCUGUACAAGAUCCUGAUAGAUGUUAUCUUCAUCACCAACCUCAUCUCGCUCGCCUUCCUCAUCAUCACACUCUUCAUCUUUUGUUACUUCAGAUCAAUUCAGUGCAGCAGAAUCUCAAUCCACAAGCAUCUGGUUGUGUCCUUCAUCAUCAGCUUCAGCAUUAGCGUGUUCCAGGUUCAGUCAAACUCCUUCUCCAUUAGAGAUAUUGAGUGGCUGUGUAGGGCCGUGGUGACGGUGGCCAAAUACUCCCAAAUGGCCAACUUUGCCUGGAUGCUGGUGGAGGGGAUUUAUCUUCACAACCGUUUGGUGGUCACCGUCUUCCCCUCGGCUGCCCCCUUCAAAACCUUCUACUUCAUCGGAUGGGGUCUACCUGUGCUGUUUACGGGGCUCUGGGCGGGGCUUAUGUCACGUGAUCACCACGAGGCCUGCUGGCAAGGUUACGCCAAGAACAAACUCAUCUUAAUCAUCUUCAUCCCCAUCAUAAUCGCCUUGGCGUUUAAUUGUGCCUUUCUGGUCAAUAUCAUACGAGUGCUUGUGGUCAAACUACGAAAUAACAAUCUAAUGGAAUCACGACGAAUAAGGAAGGCGAUUAAAGCUACUGUGUUGUUACUGCCCUUGCUGGGCGUGGCCAAUUUUCUCUUCCUUGCCCAGCCCGUCAACAACGAUAAUCUGACCAGGGCCUUCAGGGUGUUGAAUGCAUUGCUACCUGCUUGUCAGGGCAUCUUCGUCUCUGUGUUAUAUUGUUUUAUUAAUUCAGAGGUCCAGAACGCAAUUAAGAAAAAAUGGAGGCGAUGCCGCACUAACAGGGCCAUGGGCAAGAGGUCACGCCGGCAGAGUUCAAGGACAUCGUCGUAUUUCCUCUCUCAGAGUGAGGUCCCUGCGACUCGCCGGCAGAUGGCGCUAAGUAAAUCGUACAUAUCACGUGAGCGAGACUACCACUCUAUGAGUGUCCUCAACAUGACGCCCGAAAGGGAGGCCAAGAUGUCCCUGUGUGGCCUCCCCCAGCCCACCCUCAUAGCCGCACAGUCACGCAAGAACAAGCUGACCCCCACUACGUCAUACAUAGAGAACCCCAUCACCCAGGACACCGAUGGGUCAGAGAGGGAGGAACUGGGUCAACAGUUUCUUCACACAAGUGUUGCUGUUGGGUGUGAGAAGGUAUGGAGCAGAUGCUGGUUCAGACCACCUACAGACCACCUACAGACCACCUAUAGACCACCUACAGACCACCUACAGACCACCUACAGACCACCUACAGACCACCUACAGACCACCUACAGACCACCUACAGACCACUUACAGACCACCUACAGACCACCUACAGACCACCUACAAACUAUCUACAGACCACCUACAGACCACCUACAGACCACCUACAGACCACCUAUAGACCACCUACAGACCACCUACAGACCACCUACAGACCACCUACAGACCACCUACAGACCACCUACAGACCACCUACAGACCACUUACAGACCACCUACAGACCACCUACAGACCACCUACAAACUAUCUACAGACCACCUACAGACCACCUACAGACCACCUACAGACCACCUACAGACCACCUACAGACCACCUACAGACCACCUACAGACCACCUACAAACUAUCUACAGACCACCUACAGACCACCUACAGACUACCUACAUGUUACAGUAAUGAUUAG
Physella acuta is the source of this 1824-nucleotide messenger RNA. RefSeq names its product corticotropin-releasing factor receptor 2-like. NCBI's taxonomy places the organism in Eukaryota, Metazoa, Mollusca, Gastropoda, Physidae. Gene Ontology annotation, biological process: adenylate cyclase-modulating G protein-coupled receptor signaling pathway; cell surface receptor signaling pathway. Gene Ontology annotation, cellular component: plasma membrane. The record is from RefSeq and is a predicted model, not a curated record. Gene Ontology annotation, molecular function: G protein-coupled peptide receptor activity.